This is a messenger RNA of Dacryopinax primogenitus, 608 nucleotides long. Its product is annotated as ribosomal protein S12/S23. Bases 35 to 472 code for a protein of 145 amino acids. Gene Ontology annotation, molecular function: structural constituent of ribosome. Gene Ontology annotation, cellular component: cytosolic small ribosomal subunit; ribosome. The record is from RefSeq and is a predicted model, not a curated record. Gene Ontology annotation, biological process: translation. The transcript is spliced from 5 exons. Lineage: Eukaryota; Fungi; Basidiomycota; Dacrymycetes; Dacrymycetales; Dacrymycetaceae.
CGCUCGCUCACUUCUCGACGACACACCGACCGACAUGGGAUCCAACAAGCCUCGCGGUCUCCAGGCUGCUCGCAAGCUCCGUAAUACCAGGCGUGACAACCGCUGGGCGGACAAGAACUACAAGAAGCGUGCGCUCGGGAACAUCUACAAAACCUCACCAACCGGUGGUUCUUCCCACGCCAAGGGCAUCGUACUCGAAAAGGUCGGCGUUGAGGCUAAGCAGCCCAACUCUGCCAUCCGCAAGUGUGUGCGUGUACAGCUCAUCAAAAACGGCAAGAAGGUUACCGCUUUCGUACCUCGUGAUGGUUGCUUGAACUUCGUGGAUGAGAACGACGAGGUCCUCAUCUCUGGUUUCGGUCGCCGGGGUAAGGCAAAGGGUGAUAUUCCUGGUGUACGUUUCAAGGUAGUGAAGGUAUCUGGUGUUGGUCUCCUUGCAUUGUGGAAGGAGAAGAAGGAGAAGCCCCGUUCAUAAACGCCUGUUCGACUGCUAUAUGGGAUAGUGGGCUUCCGUUGUACGGUCGGUGUGCCGGAUUUGACUGCACGGCUGUUCACGUAGUAUGGCAUCUUAUGAAUGACUAUGCUACACCAUUCUAACCGGAAGUGACUAU